This is a messenger RNA of Stylophora pistillata, 774 nucleotides long. RefSeq lists its product as uncharacterized. NCBI's taxonomy places the organism in Eukaryota, Metazoa, Cnidaria, Anthozoa, Scleractinia, Pocilloporidae. The record is from RefSeq and is a predicted model, not a curated record.
CGGCUGGUCAGCGGUUCAUUUAUCAUCAUCGUUUCCUUUGUCACUGUCUUAGCCAACGGCUUGUUACUAGUAGUUUUCUUCUUCGAUCCGUCGAAGAUAUUCCGCACUACCACUACAUAUUUUCUAAUCGGUCUGGCCUUUGUGGAUAUCUUAACAACCGCCUCGCAAGAACCCAAGUACGCCACUUGCUUCAAAGUGACGUAUCUGAGACAUGCUGAUUCCCUAGCAAGUCUCUUUGUCGUCAUGGGCAUCACCGAAGAGAUCGUGCAAAAGAUAGAAAACAUUUUUCAUCCCAUCACUUUGAGUUACGUCACUAUUAUAUUUUACGUUCUGCUGUACAUCGCAUUUAGGAAGAAGAUGACCGCUUCUAAAAGUCUUCGAGAGGACAAGAACACACACGAUAGAGGGAUGGAUGAUAAACAAACAGGGGUGGGACGCAAGUUUACCAUCGUAAAUUUUCUCCAGAUCGUCAUCUUGUUCUUUACAUCUCAACCUUUUGCCAUGUUAUGGAUCUACCGUUUGUAUUCCAACGAAAACCCUAACACUCCAAGAGUUCUGACUGUCAAUCUCAUGGUGGUCAAUAACCCUCUUUACUUGAAAUUCCUGCUCGACCCGUUUCUCUACGCAUGGCGAAUACCCAAAUAUCGACAGGCGCUCAAAGAUGUGUUGCUCUGUGGCAGAGAGGAGCCAGAAACGAUCUUUAGUGACCGCGUCAUGGUCCAGGUUAGCAAGUCACGUGAGACAGUGGUGACGCUGGACUUUGAAAGCAUUUAA